Brassica rapa (field mustard) is the source of this 1436-nucleotide messenger RNA. Its product is annotated as pentatricopeptide repeat-containing protein At5g27110. Gene Ontology annotation, molecular function: protein binding. The record is from RefSeq and is a predicted model, not a curated record. NCBI's taxonomy places the organism in Eukaryota, Viridiplantae, Streptophyta, Magnoliopsida, Brassicales, Brassicaceae.
AUAUAUUGAAUCAAAUGCGAAUUGGCGGCUGUAAGAGAGACAUUACUGUGUCGGAGACAUGCGAGGAGCUCAAGCUUUAAACUUCCUUCGCAGAACAACCACGUUAGCUCAACACAUACGUUCCACGGCGGCGACUCGUUUGGAGUUUGGUUCGUGCCUCGAAGCAAAUCCUAACGACCGAGUUUACACCCAUAACCGCAAGAUAGAUGAUUUAUUAAAAUCCGGUGACCUAAUAUCUGCACACGAGGUGUUCGAUGAAAUGUCCCUACGAGAUGUCAUCACUUAUAAUCUGAUGAUAUCUGGGAACAGCCGAAACGGGUGUUCUGUAAAAGCGUUCGAGCUCUACGCGGAGAUGGUCUCUCAUGGUCUUAGAGAGAGCGCUUCCACGUUUCCUUCUGUUCUUAGUGUAUGUAGUGGUGAUGAAUGGUUAUGCAGAGAAGGGAUUCAAGUUCACUGCAGGGUGAUCUUUCUUGGGUUUGAGUGUAAUAUGUUCGUUAGGUCUGCACUUGUGGGUCUCUAUGCUUCCUUGCGGCUUGUUGAUGUUGCUCUGAAGCUGUUCCAUGAAAUGCCGGAGAGAAAUUUAGCUGUUUGUAAUUUGAUGUUGAGAUGUUUUGGCGAGAGUGGAGAUUCACAGGGGUUGUUUGGAGUGUAUCGUAGGAUGGGAGUUGAAGGUGUUGAUGAGAACGGGUUGAGUUAUUGUUAUAUGAUCCGUGGUUGUUCUAAUGAUCGGUUGUUAUGUGAAGGCAAGCAAUUGCAUUCUCUAGUGGUUAAAUCUGGUUGGAAUGUUUGUAAUGUAUUUGUGGCUAAUGCGCUUGUGGACUUGUACUCUGCUUGUGGUGAUCUAUACGGUUCUAAGACAUCAUUUGAAGCUGUCCCGGAACAGGAUGUGAUAUCGUGGAACUCGAUUGUUUCUGUGUUUUCAGAUUACGGGUCUGUGCUCGAGUCUCUUAAUUUGUUUAGAAAGAUGCAGUUUUGGGGGAAGAGACCUUCUGUGAAGUCAUUCAUGUCGUUUCUGAAUUUUUGUAGUAGAAAUAGUGAUAUUCAGUCUGGGAAGCAGAUCCAUUGUUAUGUCUUCAAAAUGGGUUUUGUCGUUUCAAGUCUUCAUGUCCAAUCUGCUUUAAUUGACAUGUACGGCAAAUGCAAUGACAUUGAGAGUUCUUGUCUGUUCACCAGAGCUUGCCUUGCCUGACUCUGGAGUGUUGUAACUCGCUGAUGACUUCUAUGAUGCACUGUGGCAUCGCUAAAGAUAUCAUCGAGAUGUUUGGUUUGAUGAUUGAUGAAGGAACUGGAAUCGACGAAGUCACUCUUUCUACUGUCCUUAAGGCUUUAUCAGUCUCUGAAGCAGUAACUUCACAUAGCUGCACGCUUGUACAUUGCUGUGCCAUCAAAUCCGGAUACGCAUCUGAUGCUGCAGUCUCGUGCUCUCUAAUCGAUGC